Messenger RNA from Solea solea (common sole), 2960 nucleotides. It is a transcript of the gene nr1h5, whose product is annotated as nuclear receptor subfamily 1, group H, member 5. The transcript has 10 exons. The record is from RefSeq and is a predicted model, not a curated record. The coding region runs from base 1090 to 2562 and encodes 490 amino acids. Gene Ontology annotation, molecular function: RNA polymerase II cis-regulatory region sequence-specific DNA binding; nuclear receptor activity; zinc ion binding. NCBI's taxonomy places the organism in Eukaryota, Metazoa, Chordata, Actinopteri, Pleuronectiformes, Soleidae. Gene Ontology annotation, biological process: bile acid signaling pathway; positive regulation of transcription by RNA polymerase II; cell differentiation.
CUCGACUCAGGGGAAACACACAAUUUUUCCAAAAUACUACCCCUAUUCUAGUAAUACAAAGCUAAAUGCAAAUUGGUGAAGUAUUCCUUUAAAAUGCAGUAUUUAGCCCAUGCAACAAAGGUUUUUUUUUAAAAACAAUUUUAAAACAAUUUGUGUCCAGCUGCUACCUUCUGUAUUUCAUAAAUGCGCCCACUGGCCGCUGUGUUAGGUUAAGAGGACACCAAAUACAGUUGCAGGAGUGGCACCUGGUGUGUGAUCAGAGUUGAACUUCAGUUUGUCUUUAUUGUAAGUGGAUAUAUUUGAGGUUGUUGUUGCCAUCUCAAACCAGUCUGACCAUUCUCCUCUGACAUCAUUUUCUCUUUUUCGGACCAUUCUCUGUAAUCUCUGGAGAUGAUUGUGUGUGAAAAUCCCAGUGCGGUCUUCUGUAAAAACUCAGUCCAGUCACACCAACAACCGCUCAUAGUCACUUCAAUCACAUUUGUUCUUCAUUCUGAUGCUCAGUCUUAACCAUGACUACAUGACUACAUGCACUGGGUUGUUGCCAAGUGAUUGGCUGAUAAAAUCAUUGUGUUAGCAAGCAGUUAAACUGUUGUACCUGAUAUAGUGGCCAGUGGGUGUAUAUUCAAUAUACCAAGCACACAUACAGAGAUAAGACCUCCAUCCAUCCAUCCAUUCACGCUGUCAUGAAACCCCAGCCAGGUCCAGCUGUUUGGACCACAGUUCCGUGUCUGUUCUUCCUGGGUGUCCCCUCAGUCGCUCUCCCUGGGGGGGGGAGCGGCAGCUAAGACCUCCUCCAGCACAUCAUCAUCAUCAUCAUCAUCAUUGUCCUUCACAGACCCAAAGCCUCAGCUGCACUUUUCCUCUCUGCUUUUUUUUAAAAAUAGGCUGAGAUAUCAGCUUGGACAGCUAAGAGACCUGGAUGCACCUUGGGGAUUGAGGAAUGUCUUUGCAAUUCCCAGAUCCUUCAUAUCUGUUUGAGUCCAUUUGAGUACAUUUUUUUUUUUCUUGUUUGUGCGUGUGUGUGUGUGUGUGUGUGUAUGUGUGUGAAGAUAGAUCUACUAUUAACUGAAGACGGGAGCUUCUGUCCAGAUGAGAGAGUGGACGGAGUUGGAGAUGAGCUUUUCAGCAGGGGGGUUUCUCUCUGCCUCGGAUGGUUACUGCUCCACCGAGCAGCUCCAGUACUACGACAUGCUGGCUGACCCACUGGGCUUCCCCCUGCAGGACCCUGACCUCCAGCUGCUCCCUUACAGCCAACAACAAUACAGCUCAGCCAACUUGCCCUUCUCCCUCUACAGCUCUCCAGCCUCCACUACCUCCUCACCGUCUUCCUCCUCGCAGUUCUGCCAACCCUCGUACCACUACAACUCUCAUUACCUGGAAGCCCCCUGUGAUCCCAGUCCAGACCCCUACUGCGGGGGUCUGGUUCAGGGGCUCGGAGCAGUUGGACUUCCUCUGGGCCGGAGGUCACGGGUUGGAUCAGGAGGGAAGAGCAGAGGUCAGGACGAGCUGUGUGUGGUGUGUGGAGAUAAAGCAUCAGGGUAUCACUACAAUGCUCUCACCUGUGAGGGAUGUAAAGGUUUCUUCAGGCGAAGUGUCACUAAAAACGCUGUGUAUCACUGUAAGAGCGGUGGAGCCUGUGAGAUGGACAUGUACAUGAGGAGGAAGUGCCAGGACUGUCGGCUGAGAAAAUGUAGAGCUGUGGGAAUGCUGGCAGAGUGCCUGCUGACGGAGGUGCAGUGUCAGUCCAAGCGACUGAGGAAAGGAGGUAAAGGCAGAGGACAGGACGAGGAGGAGAACACAGACAGCAGGAAGGUCAGCUCCACCAGCAGACUACCUGGACAGGCUUUGACUGUCAGUUUAACCCAAGAACAGAAGUACAUUGUGGACAGGAUGGUGGAGGCUCAUCGACUGUAUAGAGCACAGAACAACAGCCACAUUAGAAUGUUUGAGCGGCCAGACACAGAGGAAGUGGAUGGACUGUGUGAUGUUGUGUCACCUCCCCUGGACAGACUGCUGCUGUUUGCCAGGACAGUGCCAGGGUUUGACAUCCUCGAUUUUUCAGACCAAAUGUCUCUUCUGUCCGUCUCGUCGCUGGAGGUCAUGUUUCUCCUCUCGGCUCAGCAGUUCUCCACUCACCCAACAAGCCCGUGUCCAGCCCUGCAGGUUUUCAGUCCAUCAACACACAACUGGUUGAGAAAUGUAGCAUCAAAGGAAAACAUCCACAGUCAAACGAUGGGAAAUUCAGGAAGUACUGAGGAUCUCUUAGGGCCAGUGCUCAACUUCUUCCACAGCAUGAAGACGCUGCGGGUGACAGAGGCCGAGUACGGCCUGCUCACCGCCACAGCUCUGCUCUGCUCAGACCGAGCGUCCCUACACGUUGCCAGCUGUGUUGAGAAAAUGCAGGAGCUGAUCCUGGACCUGCUGUCCCGAGUGUGUGGGGCCCAGGCUGGAGCUGCACGAGGGGGACCACAGCGGUUUGGUUCCCUGCUGGGAAGACUGACGGAGCUCCGGACCCUGCGUCAUAAUUAUUUCCUCCUGACAAGACAGCAGCCUGGACCUUGAUGGAGAGAAACGUCAACCUCUGUUUUCUCUGAGGAGUUUCCUGUCUUUGCUUUAGGACUAAAAUGCUCACAUGAGCUGAGAAAAUGUGAUAUUUUGUAAAUGUUUUUAGGAGUUUUAAUCACAUAUUGAUGAGCUGUUGGGAAAAACAGACCCAGAUCAUCCACCACUUUCUCAAUUUUAGCCUCUGAAUGUGCUGAUGGUCUCCAGUGGUUUGUAUGAGCAAAGCAUUGUUUAUAGAAUUUUUUUUUAAAUAUAUAACUGUUAUUUUAGUUAAAAUGUUAUGCUUAAAGUACUUUUUAUUAUGUCGAGUACUGUUAAAAAUGCAGACUGAUCUAACUCAACCUUUUAUAACUGAAAAACAAAAAACAAAAGUGCAACAAAGUAUGACAAAUAUUUUU